AUGAGUACGCUGUGGGAGGAUCCCCACCCCGGCGAAAAAUUGGAGAUUCCUUCUGGGGGUUCUGCUGGAUCAUACACUUGUUCGCAGAAUGUCGAUGGAGAUGUCACGGGUGGCGUGGCCGUGAAAGCGCGUGGCGCAUAUCAAAAUAAUGAAUCAUGUACGGUUGGGCGUGAUGUUCGGUGUCGUCGCCGCAGCACCAAGCCCAAACCGGUGAAGAUUCCUGCUAGAGUGGUUGAGGAGCCGGAUACGAAAGGUGGCCCGGUAGUUAUGCCUCAACCACGUGGGUUUGUAAAAAGACCACUACACCUUCUACGUUCCCCCGGGUCCUUCCAUAGUUUUAAUUAUGAAACGGAUACCGAGACAGAGGCCAGCGCCGAGACUGGAACUCCCGUUAGUGAUGCGGAAACAGAUCAAUCCGAAAUUACUAUCGGCCGGGCCAGCCUCAGCAACUUUUCGAAUUGCCUAGGCAUAUCGCAAGAAGAUGACGAUACGUCUCUUACUGUUGUCGAUUCCGACGCCUAUGCGCGAGCCAGCAAUGUCGACGACGCCUAUGGCUGGGAAGCGGAGCUUGAGCGCAAGAUGAAGUGCAGAGUCAGUACGGAUUCUGUGUGCUCUUACCGCCAUCACAACCAGCAAUACCGGAAUUCGGAUAGCGGUAUGCGAGGCCUCCUACAUCGCGUUUUUUCCGCAUCUGGGAGGAGAGUCAAUUCCGGAUUUUAG
Molecule: messenger RNA, 720 nt
Organism: Daldinia caldariorum
Lineage: Eukaryota; Fungi; Ascomycota; Sordariomycetes; Xylariales; Hypoxylaceae
Exons: 1
Coding region: 1-720 (239 amino acids)
Source: RefSeq, a predicted model, not a curated record